AAGCGAAAAAUGGAGGCGACCGGCCGGUUGACAGUUCUCCAGAAGGUAUCCUACGGGCGGGCAUGCUUAUACUUAGGGAGUCUUUUGAUCAUUCUUCUUUCGUUCUUGCUAGUUCGUCAACUUGCCAAGCAGAGGAGACCGAGAGGGUUCCCUCCGGGACCUACACCAUUGCCUAUAAUUGGGAACAUCUUGUCCCUCGCCUCCGAGCCACACGUCUACAUGAAGAAACAAAGCGAAAUCCACGGACAGAUCUUCAGUCUUGAUUUGGGUGGCAUCUCCACCGUGGUGCUGAACGGCUACGAUGUAGUCAAAGAGUGUCUCGUGCAUCAGAGCGACUUGUUUGCGGACCGUCCAUCUCUGCCUUUGUUCGAGAAAAUGACAAAAAUGGGAGGGCUUCUUAACGCCAAGUAUGGCAGGGGAUGGGUCGAGCAUCGCAAACUCGCCGUCAACAGCUUCCGCUACUUCGGCACUGGCCAGAAGACGUUUGAGAACAAGAUCUCAGAGGAGUGCAUGUUUUUCGUGGACGCCAUCGACGAGCACAAGGGGAAGCCCUUUGACCCUAAGCACUUGGUGACGAACGCCGUAUCCAACGUCACCAACCUCAUCCUUUUCGGCAACCGCUUCACCUACGACGACCACGAGUUCCAGCACAUGAUAGAGAUCUUCAGCGAGAACGUGGAGCUGGCGGCCAGCGGCUGGGCCUUCCUCUACAACGCCUUCCCCUGGAUCGAGAUCCUUCCGUUCGGCAAGCACCAGAAGCUGUUCCGCAACGCUGCGGCGGUGUACGUCUUCCUGCAGCAGAUCACCGAGCGGUUCGCGCAGGGCAGGACGCGCCAGUCCCCGCGCCACUACAUCGACGCCUACCUGGACGAGAUGGACCAGAGCGCCGGGGACUCCACCGCCUCCUUCUCCCUGGAGAACCUCAUCUUCUCCGUGGGCGAGCUCAUCAUCGCUGGCACGGAGACCACCACCAACGCCAUCCGCUGGGCCAUGCUGUACAUGGCCCUGUACCCCAGCGUCCAAGAGAAGGUGCAGGGGGAGAUAGACCGGGUGCUGGGGAACGGCAGGCCGCCCACCCUGGAGGACAGGCUGCGGAUGCCCUACCUGGAGGCCGUGCUGCACGAGGUCCUGCGCUUCUGCAACGUGGUGCCCCUGGGCAUCUUCCGGGCCACCUCGGGCGACGCCCUGGUGAGGGGCUACUCGGUUCCCCGCAGCACCCUGGUCAUCACCAACCUGUACUCCGUGCACUUCGACGAGAAGUACUGGAGCCACCCGGACGUCUUCUCCCCCGAGAGGUUCCUGGACGCAAGCGGGAACUUCGUCAGGCGGGAGGCCUUCCUGCCCUUCUCCCUGGGGCGGCGACACUGCCUGGGGGAGCCGUUGGCCAGGAUGGAGAUGUUUCUGUUCUUCAGCACGCUGAUGCAGAGAUUCAGCCUGCAGUUUCCCCCCGGGGUCGUCCCAAGCCUCACCCCCAAACUGGGCAUGACGCUACAACCUCUGCCCUACGCCAUCUGUGCCACCAGGAGGCAGCAGUGAAGAGUUAGCCCAGCGUCUGAACUGCGAUGAGACUAACUCAAACCAGCGCAGAAAGGCAGCUAAUGUCUCCCAUCUGAACUCCCCAACCGCAUCUGCAGCCGUAAAUUAUUACGCUCCUCUUACUCAGUGCUGUGCCUGAUGUGAAGCUAUUGAACUGCAGUUCAUAUUUCUGUGAUUUCUGUCAGUUCAGUACGAAAUCGCAGCAAAAAAACAAAACAAAAUGGAAGCCGAUGGAAAUAUCAGUCAGUAUCUCCAACUGAAUCAUUAGCCUUAUGUGUAGUGGUACGCUCCAUGGUGCAGAAUUUAAUCCUGAAUGCUACAGUUCUGGCUCUGGUUUGGAGUCUAGCACAGCAGUGCAGAAUUAGCCACAGCAUCUCCCUAUAGCAAUAACUGCACAGCCCAGCUGGUGGACUAUAGAGUGAGCACAAGUAGCAGCUGACUGGACACAUUUUGGAAGAUGCCUAUGCUACUGUGCACUGACCAAAAUUGGACUUGUGACCAUGGGACGGGAUUGCUUUUAAGACUGAGCAACCUAAAUUUGUUCAUAAAGAAAAAUGAGUUGAGUUGAAUUAAAAAGGGGAUAUGGAACAGAUCCUAGGACUCUAGGACAGACAGAAAGCAUGGCAAAUUAUAUCAGGGGCUACUUUUGCCGACUCUGGCUUACAUGUAAAUUAGGUUUUACAAAAAGAACAGAGAACAAAGUGGAACAAACGCAAAAUAAGCAUGUUUUAUUGCUGAUAAACUUUCAGGACUUUUAAAGUGCCUUACAGUGCUUAUGCUCCAUAUACGCCUGAGAGCCAGCUGAAACAAAGUUUAAAUAUUUUCAUUUUUGACAGAAUAUGAUAUGUUGCAGUUUGGGGAACAGUAUUUCAUUUUUGUUGAAUGUUCCUUGUAGUGUUAGAAUAUACGGUUCUUGAGAUUAACACCAGAGACAAAGUCCCCCUACAGGGGACAAACAUUUAUUUCCAGGUCUUUGGAGAAUAUGUUAAGGCUUUUAGAGCAAAGCAGUUAGAUCCAGGGGUGUCUGCAGUGUGUGUAUUGUUGGCGAGGUUCUUGCCUAAUCCCACCUGCUUCACAGAAAUGUGCCGAAACUGGAACGUACAGAACUGCUGUGUCAGGUGAAGACUAAAGGUACACAAGCUGUCUUUCCUAGAAUAUGCGCUAUAUCCUCAAAUGCCGCCUGUUGCAUAACACUGCCUUUGGCUUCAGUGUAUUUAUCAGCUCUGCGAACCAUGAACUCUUUCUGAGAUGUCACGUUAUGACUGACAGAAAAUUGAUUAUUUCAGUGUGGAAUAAUCCACUAUGUCAGUACAUUUGAAGAGAAACAUUUAUCAACAGUCUGCACAAGAAUGCUUAACAUGAAAUUGUAUUAUUUUUUGUAUUUGUGUAUUGUUUUAUUAUUCUGAGAGCACAGUAACAAAGUUGAGUUUACAGCAUACAGUAUGUCAGCAUCCUAGUCAUAUUGUAUUGAUUGUGUAACAACAUUACAAUUCAGGUUUCAGUGUUGUGAAGUUUGGCUUACUUGAAUACAUUGAGUAGGUUAAACAUUUUCUAUAAUCUGUAAAACUGUUCUAUACUCGGUUUCAUGUUAUACCUAACUGAAGUUUUUUAUAGCUUUUAUUUGUGAGCAAGCAUAAGCAUUGCUGUGUUUUGUCAAAUAAAACAAUUUGGAGUAGGAUACUGGUUUGAAAAUAAAUAAUUAUAAAUUCAAUUACUUAUAAAGUACAGAAAUAUCAAAUUCAAAAACCAUUCAGAAAAACAAUGUUUGAGGUGGAGUAGAAUGAGGGAGAAGCAGUCACCCAUCGCCUUAAACAGCCUCCCCUAUUUGCAACUCAAAAGUUUGAUAUCAGACUAGAAAAUGCUAUUAAUAGCAGGACCUGUACACAUUCCAGGU
Messenger RNA from Anguilla rostrata (American eel), 3430 nucleotides. It is a transcript of the gene cyp2r1, whose product is annotated as vitamin D 25-hydroxylase. Gene Ontology annotation, biological process: xenobiotic metabolic process. The transcript has 5 exons. Gene Ontology annotation, molecular function: heme binding; iron ion binding; oxidoreductase activity, acting on paired donors, with incorporation or reduction of molecular oxygen, reduced flavin or flavoprotein as one donor, and incorporation of one atom of oxygen. NCBI's taxonomy places the organism in Eukaryota, Metazoa, Chordata, Actinopteri, Anguilliformes, Anguillidae. Gene Ontology annotation, cellular component: cytoplasm; intracellular membrane-bounded organelle. Bases 10 to 1536 code for a protein of 508 amino acids. The record is from RefSeq and is a predicted model, not a curated record.